Thermochaetoides thermophila DSM 1495 is the source of this 660-nucleotide messenger RNA. RefSeq lists its product as uncharacterized. The transcript has 2 exons. The coding region runs from base 1 to 660 and encodes 219 amino acids. Gene Ontology annotation, biological process: endoplasmic reticulum to Golgi vesicle-mediated transport. The record is from RefSeq and is a predicted model, not a curated record. Lineage: Eukaryota; Fungi; Ascomycota; Sordariomycetes; Sordariales; Chaetomiaceae. Gene Ontology annotation, cellular component: TRAPPIII protein complex; TRAPPI protein complex; TRAPPII protein complex.
AUGUCCCAUCUCGGGCCCGGCAGCAAGCUGGCCAGCAGCAAAGAGCAGGCGGGGCUGCGGUAUCCGUCGAAUGGUAAGACCAUCUACCACCGGCCGCUCAACCGCAGCAAGACGGCCGAGCUCAGCCAGGCCGCCUUCGCCUACCUCUUCUCCGAGAUGGUGAGCUAUGCUCAAAAGCGGUCGACGGGGAUACAGGAGCUUGAGAAGAGACUUAACGAACAAGGCCACCCAAUCGGCCUCAAACUGCUGGACUUACUCCUCAUCCGCGAACCCGCACGCUCCCAGAACCGCCCCCUGAACAUCAUCGCCCUGCUACACUUCAUCAAGAUUAAUGUCUGGACGCACCUGUUUGGCCGGCAAGCGGACCGGCUGGAGAAGAGCUCCAACCCGGACACCCCUGACGAAUACAUGAUCAUUGACAACGAGCCGUUGGUCAAUGCCUACAUCAGCGUGCCACGAGAAAUGAACCAGCUCAACUGCGCCGCGUAUGUUGCCGGGAUUAUCGAGGGUGUCUGCGACGGCGCCAUGUUCCCUGCCAGAGUCACAGCCCAUACGGUUGGUGGUAAAGAGGAAGGAGAGAUGUGGCCUGGGAAGACGGUGUUUCUGGUAAAGUUCCAGCCUGAAGUACUGGAGCGGGAAGCGCUGCUUGGGAAGGGGUAA